Strongylocentrotus purpuratus (purple sea urchin) is the source of this 1293-nucleotide messenger RNA. RefSeq lists its product as uncharacterized. Gene Ontology annotation, molecular function: aspartic-type endopeptidase activity. The record is from RefSeq and is a predicted model, not a curated record. Gene Ontology annotation, biological process: proteolysis. Bases 1 to 1293 code for a protein of 430 amino acids. The transcript has a single exon. Lineage: Eukaryota; Metazoa; Echinodermata; Echinoidea; Camarodonta; Strongylocentrotidae.
AUGAAGGCUCGAAUGAGAUCUUCAGCGCCAUUGAGAUCUCAAAGCGAAGGCCGUUCAGCAAACGUCAACCAAAUGUCAAUGACAGAGAAGAAUAAACCAGCCUACAGUGACAGACGUCAUGAAGAUCAGCCACCGGACCGAUUUCAAAGACAAAAUCGAUGCUGGUAUUGCAAGACGGAUGAACACUGUAUCGAUCAGUGUAAGCGCCUGACAUCUAUGGCUGCCCCAGAGAGACUUAAGUUCUUCAAAGAAAACAGAUGCUGCUUUAGAUGUUUGAAAAAAGCAGGGAAGAAUCACUACAUGGCAAACUGCAUAGGAAGGCAGAGGUGUCCAGAGCAAGGGUACACUUACUACAAUCAUCCUUUGCUCCAUAUGGAAGUGGGUCACCAAUCAGAGAAUGAGAGCAGUAAAAACAACAUUAACGUUGCAACUACUGUCGGAGCUUCACUUCUGCCAAUCCUAACCAUAGACAUUGCCAGUGAUUUACAGAUAAGAGCCAAUGUUCUGCUAGAUAGCGGCUCACAAGUUAGUCUGAUCAAGAACUCACUAGCAGAGAAACUCCACUUGACUGGUACCCGAACUAGAAUUACCAUUACAAAACUUGGUGAAGGUGAGGAAGAGUUGGAGACAUUCAAAUACAAGGUGCCGAUUCGGGAAGCGAAUACAUCCAAGAAACAUCAGUUCAUCGAAGUUGUAGGUAUACCUUCAAUCACGGAGGAAGAAGCUGUAAGUGUGAAAGACCUAGCAGAUCAGUUCGAUAUUCCCAACCUGAAUCGAGAUAGUGGACCUGUAGAAGUUAUGAUAGGCAUUGACUAUCCAAGAUACAUUGUAGGCGGAAAACUGAAGAAGAGAAAAAACUGUAUCGCAAGAAAAACUCCGUUAGGAUGGGUAAUCUUCGGCGGCACAGACAAGAGAACCAUUUGUGUGAAUGUGCUACAUGUCGCAGUCCAGAACCCCGAUCUGUCAGAAUUUUGGCGACUGGAAACACAAGGGGUAGGUUUUCAGUGCAAAGAGACUACCAAGCUAACCAAGCAAGAACAGAUGAAGGAAGAAAUCAUCAGAGCUUCUUCGCAGAAUAUAGGAAAGAAAUGGGAGAUAGCCUAUCCAUGGCAACGGGAUCCUCAUGAACUUCCAGAUAACAAAAGUCAAGCAGUGAAAAUACUGGAGUCUACUGAGAAGAGACUUGCUAGAAAUCCAGUGCAUGCAGAGGCCUAUAACAAGCAAAUUCAUGAACCGGAAGAAAUGGGAUUUGCCAAGGGCCAGUUCAUUACAUAUCACACCAUGCGAUUGUAA